Molecule: messenger RNA, 818 nt
Organism: Nanorana parkeri
Lineage: Eukaryota; Metazoa; Chordata; Amphibia; Anura; Dicroglossidae
Gene: ABI3
Product: ABI family member 3
Exons: 7
Coding region: 45-818 (257 amino acids)
Cellular component (GO): lamellipodium
Molecular function (GO): SH3 domain binding
Source: RefSeq, a predicted model, not a curated record
UUGACUGAACAUAAUACCCUAGAUUCUCAAUAACGGCAAAGGCAAUGACAGAUAAUUACAGAGAGAUUUCUGCGGCACGGAAAGCUCUACGAGACAGCUACCAAAACCUGCAGAAUGUUGCUGAUUACUGUGAGAAGAACUACAUGGAGGCUCCCAACAAGCGCAAGUCUCUGGAGAGUACCAUGGCUCUUGUGACACAAACCCUGGCUAGUGUGGUUUCUCAAGUGGGAACUGCUGCCAGAUACAUUUCAGACAUGCUGGAGGAGCAGAGUCAAGUUCUGCUGAAGGAGGAGGCUAAAGUCAGAUUCAUCUCUCAGUUUCUAGAUAUCCAUGCUGAAAAAGUUUCCCGGCGCAAAAUUGGAAGUUUGACUGUCUCGAAGAGGUUCCCACACACUCAAAAAAUUGUGUAUGGAGAGACCAAACAACCACAGUCCACAUAUACCAGAAAUCCCAUUAAUCUCUCGUCCCUUGAUAAUACCGGCCAUGGACUCAUGGAUUCUGAAACGCAACAAUUAUCAAAAACUGGGACCAUGUCACGCAAGAUAAGUGUAAAAUCUAUGGGACAGGCUCAGAACUCAUUUGGGAGAAGCUGUCGGAUAAAAGAUCCAGUUUCUCCCCCGGUGGUUCCUGAUAUGUUUCCAUGGUCAGAAAUCCCCAAUGGAACAUCUUCCAGUAUUCCUAAUUCCCCCAGUGUGAAUAGCGUUCCUCCUUUCUCCCCUCUACUAGCCUUGUCUGAGCACUGUGACCCUUCUGUAGAUGAAAGGCAGAUAACAAGAUCAGGCUCUAGUUUCCUUGACCUCUCUAAAGUGAUUUCCUAA